CGGCGCCCCGCUGCAGAGCUUCAUGUGGGGCUGCGGCCCGCGCAGCCGGCGCCUCGUUGAGGGAACGGACCCCCGGUAACCGGAGACCGCCUCCCCUCCCACCACCCCAGGCGCCAAAGGAUAUCGUAUGUUCAGGUCUAAACGCUCGGGGCUGGUGCGGCGACUUUGGCGAAGUCGUGUGGUCCCUGAUCGGGAGGAAGGCGGCGGCGGCGGCGGCGGCGGUGGUGGCGACGAGGAUGGGAGCCUGGGCAGCCGAGCUGAGCCUGCCCCGCGGGCACGAGAGGGCGGAGGCUGCGGCCGCUCUGAAGUCCGCUCGGUAGCCCCGCGGCGGCCCCGGGACGCGGUGGGACCGCGAGGCGCCCCGAUCGCGGGCAGGCGCCGGCGCACGGGGGGCCCCCCGAGGCCGGUGUCGGAGCCAGGGGUCGGAGCUGAGGGCUCCCUGCUGGAUGUGGCGGAGCCUGGAGGCCCGGGCUGGCUGCCUGAGAGUGACUGCGAGACGGUGACUUGCUGUCUUUUCUCCGAGCGGGACGCUGCGGGUGCGCCUCGGGACGCCGGCGAUCCCCCAGCCGGGCAGUCCCCGGAGCCAGAGGAGGGUGGCGGGCCUCGGAGUCGAGAAGCCCGCUCGAGGCUGCUGCUUCUGGAGCAAGAGCUCAAGACGGUCACGUACUCGCUGCUCAAGAGGCUCAAGGAGCGUUCGCUGGACACGCUGCUGGAGGCGGUGGAGUCCCGCGGCGGCGUGCCGGGCGCCUGCGUGCUGGUGCCGCGCGCGGACCUCCGCCUGGGCGGCCAGCCCGCGCCACCGCAGCUGCUGCUCGGCCGCCUCUUUCGCUGGCCGGACCUGCAGCACGCAGUGGAGCUGAAACCCUUGUGCGGCUGCCACAGCUUCGCCGCCGCCCCCGACGGGCCCACGGUGUGUUGCAACCCCUACCACUUCAGCCGGCUCUGCGGGCCAGAAUCACCGCCACCCCCCUAUUCUCGGCUGUCUCCUCGUGACCAGUACAAGCCACUGGAUCUGUCCGAUUCCACAUUGUCUUACACUGAAACCGAGGCCACCAACUCCCUCAUCACUGCUCCGGGUGAAUUCUCAGAUGCAAGCAUGUCUCCAGACGCCACCAAGCCGAGCCACUGGUGCAGCGUGGCGUACUGGGAGCACCGGACGCGCGUGGGCCGCCUCUAUGCGGUGUACGACCAGGCCGUCAGCAUCUUCUACGACCUACCUCAGGGCAGCGGCUUCUGCCUGGGCCAGCUUAACCUGGAGCAGCGCAGUGAGUCGGUGCGGCGCACACGCAGCAAGAUCGGCUUCGGCAUCCUGCUCAGCAAGGAGCCCGACGGCGUGUGGGCCUACAACCGGGGUGAGCACCCCAUCUUCGUCAACUCCCCGACUCUGGAUGCGCCCGGAGGCCGCGCCCUGGUCGUGCGCAAAGUGCCACCGGGCUACUCCAUCAAGGUGUUCGACUUUGAGCGCUCAGGGCUGCUGCAGCAUGCGGACGCCGCCCACGGCCCCUACGACCCACACAGCGUGCGCAUCAGCUUCGCCAAGGGCUGGGGACCCUGCUACUCUCGACAGUUCAUCACCUCCUGCCCCUGUUGGCUGGAAAUCCUCCUCAACAACCACAGAUAGCAUCAUGGCUGCCACUGCGCUGCAGCGUCCCCCCACCUCCGGGGGAUCAGCGCCCAGAGACGCCACCCCAGGGACAACCUCGCCCUCCCCCCAGAUAUCAUCUACCUAGAUUUAAUAUAAAGUUUUAUAUAUUAUAUGGAAAUAUAUAUUAUACUUGUAAUUAUGGAGUCAUUUUUACAACGUAAUUAUUUAUAUAUGGUGCAAUGUGUGUAUAUGGAGAAAAAAGAAAGACGCACUUUGGCUUGUAAUUCUUUCAAUACAGAUAUAUUUUUCUUUCUUUCCUUCUUUCCUUUUUUAAAGAAAAUUAUACAGCAGAACUAGGUGGAAAGCCUGGGUUUGGUGUAUGGUUUUUUAAAAAUAUUAAUGCCCAGACAAAACUAAUACCAGUCACUCUUGAUAAUAAAGUGUUUGCAUUAUA
This is a messenger RNA of Peromyscus californicus insignis, 2039 nucleotides long. RefSeq names its product SMAD family member 6 (gene Smad6). The coding region runs from base 128 to 1621 and encodes 497 amino acids. Lineage: Eukaryota; Metazoa; Chordata; Mammalia; Rodentia; Cricetidae. Gene Ontology annotation, cellular component: heteromeric SMAD protein complex. The transcript is spliced from 4 exons. Gene Ontology annotation, molecular function: I-SMAD binding; transcription regulator inhibitor activity. Gene Ontology annotation, biological process: BMP signaling pathway; SMAD protein signal transduction; transforming growth factor beta receptor signaling pathway. The record is from RefSeq and is a predicted model, not a curated record.